CACUGCCAGAGGAAACCCGAAUCCGCUCCCAGCCAUCACGUAGUGACUCAUCUGGCUCCUGGAAGAAAUGAGUGAUCUCUCGUUGAAUCUCCGUGGUCUUCGAAGCUGGAUAGUACAUGUUCACAAACUUGUCGGCAAGAUCGUCCCAUGACGUGAUGGACAGUGGGAGUUGGGUCUCUAAUCACCUCUUUGCAUGCCCUGCCAGAUAGUGGGGGAAGAGGUGAAGACGGAUCACGUCAUCUGGUACACCAUUCAGCUUGUACCCAUUGGUAAACUGCAAGAACCACGAAAGGGGAACCCUUGCCUCUUCUUCCUUGAGGCCAUGGAACUGGAUGGAGGAUGUGAUCAGUUGAAUCCAGCAUGGCUUGGUCUCAAAGUUAUUUGCUGGGAUGGGCGGAUAAAAGAUGACGGGGCAGAUGUCGGCGACCCGUGGAGUGUAGUAGUACUCCAUAGUAGGACCCAGCGGGGGUGGUGGAUGCUGAGCCCCAUCUUCCUGGGGAACUGGGUUAUUUGCUAGGAUCUGAUUCACUGGGGGGGACCUACACGGGCAUCCCUAGGGGUUGAUUCUGCCCCAGGUUCAGGUUCCCCCAGUUGUGCUGAUUGCCCAUCUUGUAUUCCUCUCCAGAGUCGCUGCUCAGAUGGCCGUCGACGUGCACUUCAUCCGUAGCCAGUCUUGCUCGCUGUUGUCUCCUUAGCUGGCAACAAAUGUGUUCUAGCUCCAAGUCUAACGGUAGUAAGUCUCCCGACUGGCUACGGGUCAUACACUACCUGCACACAAUCCAAGAAAGCAAACCCGUAAAGGCACAAGUGGGACAAAGCAAAACAAUCAAUGCGGAAAAGAAAUGCUAAAGUAACAUAAAUCACGUUUUUUCAACAACCUAGCCAUCCCCGGCAACGACGCCAAAAACUUGACUCGCUCCUACCGUCACACUAGAAAGUGGCCAAGUGUAACCACCUACUAAUGCGCAGUAUAGUGGGUUUAGUUCUAAAUGUCAACCCGGGUCCUAGGUGUGAUGACUACUGCGUGAGAAUCUUAUUAUUUAGCAGUCAACCUGUAAUGACAUUCCAACUAAACUAACAAGCAAAAGCAAUAAAUGUUGUUUUCCGAGUUCGAGAGAGGUCACCCAGAUAUGGUUCCCCCUAGAUUGCAGUUAAGCCAAGUUGUAAUUUGCCAAGUUCAGAUUCAAUUAUAGUUAAAAUGCGGAAGGUUCUUAGGUAGCCUGCAGUCUCGACUAAAGGUCUCCACACCCUCUCAAUCUGAAUCCCCAGCGGGCGACUAACCUCCACCGGAGUAAACAGACUGAGGCCCUACGUACCAAACCUCCUCUACUGGAAUAAAUCCGGUACAUAAUAGUGAAUCAACUCCUCCACUAAAGUCGUCGAUUCACUACCUUCAAUCAAGGGUGCUCUAUCAACCUAUGGAGAUAUUCUCAUUCCAGGUCAAAGUAGAAAUAACAGGAAUUUGAUCAGGAUUCGUGUAAUUCAGAAAAUCAUGCCUCAAUUGAAUAUAAUCGAUAUCAAAGAAUCCGUACUUGGGUUCAGACCUAACAUACAAAUCUAGGGUUCUUCAUACCCAGGUGAGAAAGGGAGUUUACUCCAUAGAGAGUGAAGGAAAAUCUGCUUAAGAUGCGGAAUUCAUAUUGUGAAGGAUGAGGAUCUGCUUCUCGUGAUCAAUCGGCUCUCCUCCAAGCUUCCACCGAGCUCCGAUGGUGUUGAAGAUCGAUUUAGGGCACUUAGAAGUUAUGUUCAUCACUUUCUCUCUCUAGAUUUUCAGCUCUCUAGCUCCCAAAAUCGGAUCCCUUUGGAAAAUUGGUCUUCUUUCCUCAAAAGGCAGCACGGCGCGAUACCCGGCCAUAAUAUCUGGUCGGGUAUUUCAGGUGAGCGGCCGGGUAUUUUGAAACACUGCAGUUGAUAAGAUGGCAUGCGUCUAGGGUUGGGAAAGGGGAGGAAGAAAGAGAAAGUGGAAGGUAAUACAACUGGAUUAGUGAAAAACAAAAAGGGAAUAGGCGGGUUUCUUUCCACCAAAUGUCAAAACUUAAAUUUUCGGAGGGCAACCAAUGAAAAUUAGAAUUUAUUUAGCCAAAACUAAACUUUGUGUCAUCUCUAGGAAAAUUAACACAAAAUUACCAAAAUGGUCAUACAACUGACACAAAAUACAUACACAUAAUAGCCAUUUGUUGUCGGUUCACCGACACAACGGCAUCGAUGAAAUACGAAAAUUUUCUUGUAGUGCAAGAUUGUUUUCAUAGUUCAUGAUUUAGGAAUUUAGAUUUUAGAGUUUACAGUUAGGGUUAUUAUACGGAACGAGAAAUCAAUAAUGUAAGAAAGUAAAGAACACACAAAAUUAUGUGGUUCAUUAAUACUAUGAAUUUUAACUACGUCAUCGGACAAGAAAACUCAGUUUCACUA
Linum trigynum is the source of this 2409-nucleotide messenger RNA. The record is from the annotation of a GenBank genome assembly. NCBI's taxonomy places the organism in Eukaryota, Viridiplantae, Streptophyta, Magnoliopsida, Malpighiales, Linaceae.